Messenger RNA from Pezoporus occidentalis (night parrot), 6879 nucleotides. It is a transcript of the gene SCAI, whose product is annotated as suppressor of cancer cell invasion. The record is from RefSeq and is a predicted model, not a curated record. The transcript is spliced from 17 exons. Gene Ontology annotation, cellular component: nucleus. Gene Ontology annotation, biological process: DNA-templated transcription. Lineage: Eukaryota; Metazoa; Chordata; Aves; Psittaciformes; Psittacidae. Gene Ontology annotation, molecular function: transcription corepressor activity. Bases 3119 to 4966 code for a protein of 615 amino acids.
AUCAUGAAACUCCCAUCCGCUUCCCAUACCCCUCCUCCUGCUGCCUUUCACCCCAGCUGCUUUGCACAGUCUCACCAUCCUCUGGGAUGCUUCUGCCGUGGGUGCUGCAAUGGGAGGAAUAUGUAAAAUCUAUUAAUGGUUUGGACAAAGCGAACCUGGAAUUGUGCGUUCUGAGAGUGCGUUGGAAAGAACCUGGCACACAAAGUGCCGUGCUUGGCUAGCACAGGUUUUCUGCCUUGUAUGGCCUGAGGAGUUGGCAAAAUGUUGUGGGAAUAGUCAGUUCUGCUGUAAGUCGCCAUUUUCUGACUUAUUUUAACAGUCUUUUAAACCAAUGUUUCAAUGUCUCCUUUUGCAGACUCUGGAGAUCCUUUUUUUUUGACAUGUGCUACUUAAGAAAAAUUGUCAUGCAAACCAGCCCAACAGUUUCUUUUGCAUGAAAUCAAGUGAAAAGCAUCAAGCACAAGGACAAAACGUUAAAUAGGUGAUAUUUCUGGUAUAGCUGGGCUCUCAAAACUGGCAGAACUGUCUGCAGAAGAGGAGCACGGAUCUGUGGGGUUACUUCUAGAAUCAAAGAGGAGAGGUCCACAUUGUGGAUGUACUGCUGGUUGCAUUUUAUGUAUAUUUUUCAUGUGGAGCUCAGCAGUCCCUGAGGAAAGGGCCAUGUCAGUAGCUAUAUUCCUCCCUUUGCUGUGCCCACUUGCUGUUUCUAAUAAUAAUUCUUUCUCCUGUAGGUAAUGGUGCUGCAUUACAAUCUUCAGUGCAGGGAAGAUCAACUCGUGAUAGUUGUUCUUUCUUUGUACAGCACCAAACACCACCACCUCUGGGGCAUGAAAUGCCAAAACCAGUGCCUGAGAGAAGUAAUUUUAUUUGCCUUCUCUGUCAGCUGGAAAAGCCACCUUCACCUGUCAUUUCACAGCUCCUGUUGUCCUUUUCCUUUCCAUCUUCCCUUCCCAUCUUCCCUUCAUAUUCAGGCAUAUGGCUGAGUGAACCUGGGGUUUCAAUUGCAGCAGCGCCUGUCUCAUGCCUGUAACCAAAAUGCUUCUUUCAAUUGAGAUCUGUAGGAAUUACCUUUUGGCAGCUUUUCUAAAGAUCUCUCACAGAGGGAAAUUAUCAUGCCUAUGACUACUUAAUUCUUUAUUGCUUUUAUUUAUUUCCUGGUUCAACUCCUUAUAUUGUUUCCUGAUUAUUGUUUUCCUAGAAGGAAGACUCUUAUUGCCCAUAAAGUGAUUCAGCCUAAAUAGCUUUAUAAUGUAUUUUCUGUAUGGUGUUAUUUUAUGAUCAUCAUGAAGAUAAAUUAGACAUGUAGUGAGUAAGAAACCAAUCCAUUCUAGGCAGGACUCAUGCUUACUUUUCAAGUGUAACCUUUAAGGAUUUUCAGCAGUAUUUUCCACUAUACUAUGUGCAUGUGUAAAUACACUGGGUAGUUCAGAAGCACUCCUGUUUUCUGAGUGCAGUACGUGGCAGAGCAGGAAAAUGCCUUUAAUUAUCCUGCAGGAGAAUGAAACUUGAUCUCAUCCAUUGUCACUGUCCAAAGAUGAUUCCUGGGAGCACACUCAUUCUGCCAUCCCAGAGGUGUUAUGUCUGUUGUACUUGUAUCUUCAGGUUAUUAAGAACAGAGAUAGUUUCAUAAUUGUGUGAGUAACUAAGGCUUCACUUCAUUCUACUUUAGCUGUGAUUUUGUUUUUUUUUAUUGCCAAAUAACCCAGAAACAAAGAGGUCACAUUGAGGCUUCUCUGUUUAAUUUAUGAUGUACUAAGCGGGUAGCUUUUCAUAAGCACCCAGUCAUCUCCAUCCAUUAUGUUGCCUUAGAUCAAGUGUCUUCUGGUCACCUUCCUCCCUCUAAAAGCAUCAGUAGAAAAUGUGAUUAAUUUUAGCAUCUUACUGUUCAGGUGCUUAAGGUUGAGUGAGAGGAAUACCAUCAAAAUGUUUGACCCUGAGGUUAGGCUGAGCGUGUCUGGAGAGAUGACAGAUACAAUUUUUACAGAUCAUGAUACAGGGCAGAGUUUUCCAAGUUUCUCAGAGAGAAUUCCCUUCUGUUUUUCAGGUCUCUGCUUUUUGUGCUUGUGGUAACUUCACUUUAAAGUGAGACUUGAUCAGGCAUUUGCCGAUAGUUUGAUCUCUAAAGCAAUACAAGCUAAAGGCUUGAUGUAUGUGUACACAUGUUGGUGUAUGUGGCUUUUAAGAUUUCAGCUUACUCAGCUGUAGAUUGAAGAUGUAAUUUUGCAGGUACUGUAGUUUCACAUCUGUGUGGAACAGUUUUACCAGUCAGGAUUCCCUCCUGGAGAUAAAUUUGAGUGACUGAGACCUACUUCAUCUCUUCUCUUUCAGAAAGUAAAUCCCUUCCUAUUCUAGGAAGUGUGCUCCUUUUGUCUGAUUCUUUGUGUCUUUGCCUCUUACUCCUCACCCGGGCUGUAUAGAAACACAUUUUAGCCUAAACUUAGGCUGCUGGUUGCCUUAAUACCAUUUGUGUGGCUUGAUUGCAAUAAUCAUGUUUUCAUUUCUGAGCCUGUGAGUAGAGGAAAAACUAAAUGUUCUAGUGGAGUGUCUCCAGGGUAUACUAAUUUUUAAGGUCUCUCUUCAGUGUCAGAAUGUGCUUAAAUGUGGCUUGUUUCCUAGGUUCCUUCAUCAGCAUCUCUGAUAAGAAGACAGGUUGUUCCCUUGGCUUGUGGCGGUUUCUUUCUAUGAGCAGAAAAGGUGCUUUUGCCCGCUGCUUCAGUAGUAGGUCCCAACCCAUGUGCCAACAGCUGUAUUGAGAGGCCGACCAUACAGAAUAUUCUCCAUAACCUAAAAGAGAUUUUUUUCUUCUUUCUGUGCAUCAAAUAUCUUUUCUGCCUUCUGAUAUGUCUUGGAAGGUAUCAGAGGCAGGCGGUGGAUUUUAUAGCAUAUCUUUUAUUGAUGGCAUAAAAACCCUCUUUGCAGUUGGUACAGCAGACUCCUUCAAUGUGAGACCUGUAGUUGGUUUUACUUGCCUGCACAGAUUCAGUUGGUCACUGUUAGCAGUGGUUGGGUAGCUGGAUAGUAUAACUUAGGGGUAACAUAAAAUGAAGUUGACUUUACCAUUAAAGGAAUGAUACACAGACUGUAUGAAACAUACUUUGCAAUUUAAUCAAAGUGCUAAAUGUUUGACAAUGUAUCUGAAGCUGCUCUAGAGUGCCUGGUACCACAGUGGAGCGCUGCCGAAUCCAAGGGCCUCACUGCAGGAUUUAGGUCACCCUUGCUGCGGAGCACACAGGACCUGGGGACUGAGUUUGCCCUAAAAGAAAUCAUGUCAUCAGGAGGAGCUGAAGAUGACAUUCCUCAAGCAGAGAGGAAAACAGUGACAGACUUUUGCUACUUGCUGGAUAAAUCUAAACAGCUAUUUAAUGGCUUAAGGGAUUUACCACAGUAUGGGCAAAAGCAGUGGCAGUCCUAUUUUGGGCGAACAUUUGAUGUUUACACCAAACUCUGGAAGUUUCAACAGCAGCAUCGACAAAUACUGGACAAUCGGUAUGGGUUGAAGCGGUGGCAAAUUGGGGAAAUUGCUUCCAAGAUUGGGCAGCUCUAUUACCAUUAUUACUUGCGCACGUCAGAAACCAGCUAUCUCAAUGAAGCUUUCUCCUUCUAUUCAGCAAUUAGGCAGAGGUCAUACUACUCCCAAGUCAACAAAGAAGACAGGCCUGAAUUAGUGGUUAAGAAGCUGCGUUACUAUGCAAGGUUUAUAGUGGUUUGUCUCUUGCUCAACAAAAUGGAUGUUGUAAAGGACCUUGUAAAGGAGCUGUCAGAUGAAAUUGAAGACUACACUCAUCGCUUUAAUACUGAAGAUCAGGUGGAGUGGAACCUGGUUCUUCAGGAGGUGGCAGCUUUUAUUGAGGCAGACCCUGUCAUGGUUUUAAAUGAUGACAACACCAUUGUAAUCACCUCUAACAGGCUUUCUGAAACAGGAGCUCCGUUGCUAGAGCAGGGAAUGAUAGUGGGACAGCUUGCUCUUGCGGAUGCGCUCAUUAUUGGGAACUGCAACAACCAGGUCAAGUUCAGUGAAUUAACAAUUGAUAUGUUCCGAAUGCUACAAGCACUUGAAAGGGAACCAAUGAAUCUAGCAUCACAAAUGAACAAACCUGGAAUGCAGGAAUCAACGGAGAAACCAGCCAGGCGGGAAAACCCCCAUAAAUACCUACUUUAUAAACCAACUUUCAGCCAGCUGUAUACAUUUUUAGCAGCAUCAUUUAAGGAGCUGCCUGCAAACAGUGUUCUGCUGAUUUACUUGUCGGCCACGGGCGUGUUUCCAUCAGGUCGUUCGGAUAGUGAAGGUCCAUAUGAUUUCGGUGGUGUUCUGACAAAUAGCAACCGGGACAUUAUAAAUGGGGAUGCUAUCCACAAGCGAAACCAAUCUUACAAGGAGAUGCACUGUCUUCACCCUGGAGAUCUCUACCCUUUCACAAGAAAGCCCCUGUUUAUCAUUGUGGACUCUUCAAACAGUGUCGCCUAUAAGAAUUUCACAAACCUUUUCGGACAACCAUUGGUGUGCUUGCUUUCUCCAACAGCGUACCCAAAAGCACUACAAGAUCAGUCCCAGCGGGGCAGCCUCUUCACACUCUUUCUGAACAAUCCUUUAAUGGCAUUCCUGUUUGUCUCUGGAUUAUCAAGCAUGCGCAGAGGACUGUGGGAGAAGUGUCAAGAUUACCUUAGGAAAAUCAACAGAGAUAUUGCCCAGCUGCUGACCCACUCCCGAUCCAUAGAUCAGUCCUUUCUUCAGUUUUUUGGGGAUGAAUUUCUUCGCCUGCUUCUAACAAGAUUUAUCUUCUGUUCGGCUACUAUGAGGAUGCACAAAAUUUUCCGGCAGGAGACUCGAAACUAUCCAGAAUCUUACCCUCAGCUGCCAAGAGAUGAAACGGUGGAGAACCCUCACCUCCAAAAGCACAUUUUGGAGCUGGCUUCCAUACUGGAUGUUAGGAAUGUUUUCCUGGAAAACACCCUCGAUGACUAUUAAAAGAAACUGUCUUACUGCAAAGGGGUUUCCCUGGCCACAGAUUUUGAAUGGUGCAGUUUUAUAAUGUGAAAAUCAUAAAAAGGAAGUACUUGAUUUUAUUUUUCAAUUUAGGACCAUUAUUUUAAGGAGUAAUAAUAGACAGCUGUUAGUUUUAGCUGUUCCAUUCUGUAUGGGGUCAAUUUUAUAAGCAGAAGUUUUCAUGUCUUUUAAAUGUUAAACUAAAGAAUCACUAGAGGUUUAUUUCUGGUCUUGUGGCUGUCAACCACAUUUCCAACAGCUGAUCCUAAGCAUAGAAGUAUUAUUGGUUACCUUUAGGCCACAUUUGUGGAAAUCCUUUAUUUUUAUACAAUUUUAAGAAAUUGGGAAGAAAAAAAUCAAUAGAAAACCAAUAUUUUAUCCCCAAAGAGUCUGGAUUUGAAAUGGUAAAGAUGGAACCACACAGUGCAGACCAACAAUAGCAAUAAAAUGAGUCCUUCAUAACAAAUAUAUUUUUUCAGUCUUAGGCAAGUGAGUAGACAAAACUGUGGACAAUUAAAUUGCAUUUGGAGCAGUGUUGUAAAGAUACUUAAUGCUCCCUAUAAAUUUGACACAGCAAUUUUAUAUAUGAACUUUGUACUGCUGACCAAGAACACAAUUUCCACUCCACUUCACUGACAGGUGGUUAGCAGAUUAACAGAUUACUACCCAAGAAAGCUAACCCUCAUUUCUCACUGUAUAUGGGUCAUCUUGCUAUUUGUAUUGCUGCCAGAGUUUUCCAAGCGGAGGGGCCAUUCUUCAUUUUGAGGUGUUAGAUAGAAAUUCUUACAUUUCCAGCAGGUGUAUCCCUCCUUUCAGUAUAUGGAUGGAAUGUGUGGCUCCCCCAGUGUUACCAGCACCUCAUAGGAGCUGAAGGCAUGUCCCAUACAGUGCAAACAUGAGCCCUUCCUAUUGCUUGUUUACCUGACCCAUUUGUGUUGGAUCCCUGUGCCACAGGAGAGAUGCUGAUGCUCCUCUUGCAGGUUAAACAAAGUGGGUGCUGCCUUAAAGCCCUAUUAAUGUUUUGCAUGCCCGCCCUUGCAUCUCAGUCCUGUCUCUGAACCAGACGGAGGGGCUGUAAUGAUGAGUGGCAGCACUCCCUAAGCCUGUGAUGCUCAGUUUGGGUAUGCUCUGUACAGUGGCUGGAGAAGGCUGUUUUGACUGAUAGGAAAGUGCUUGCUGACAUUUGCACUGUGCUGCCUGCCUUGCAGAGCUAGAGGACCUCUUGCAACUCCUGACAGUGAAGGUGUGAGCAAGGAGAAGGAAAGGGAAAUAUUUUAAACUAUUAAAUGAAAAAGUCUAUUGUCACUGUUCUGUGGGCUGCUAGAAGAGAAGUGAAAGGGCAAGUCUGAUCAGUGCUUUUCUGUUGAACCCCAGCCAUGCCUCUCUUUUUAGGUGGAAAAGUGCAGAAUUUGUUGGUAGGCCUGUUUGCAAUGCCAUAGCACAAGGUACGAUCUAGUCAGCCGGAAUAGUGAAGGGCACUGGUGGACCCCAUUCAGCUGAGGAAAGCACAGUGUGGAACAGCAAGAAUUGCUGGAGUGUAGCUGGGGAGUUUGCAUGAAGGAUCUUUGUAGCUGGGCUGAAGCUUUUGUCAUCCAUUCUUUAAUUUCCCAAAUGUAAAAUAUCCUGUGAAUGCUCGUGUUCGUUCUAAGCACUCUCGAAGCUGGUAUAUUGAGCCCCCACCACUUGGUGCUGCUCUUCUUUGGACUAUGGCAGGACUUCAUUACCUGGGAUGUGGAGUUUAUUUUGAAGAGUGUAUGUUUGUGUGUGUGCAUGUGUGUUCUAGGCGUUUGUGUGUAUAUGUACAAUACUCAUACAUUUACUGGCUGGUGUAAAUUGUAAAUAUGUAUAUAUGUAUAGGUACUUGUAUAUGUAUUAAAAAGAAUGAAACACUGCAA